Messenger RNA from Dermochelys coriacea (leatherback sea turtle), 2397 nucleotides. RefSeq names its product tetratricopeptide repeat domain 12 (gene TTC12). The record is from RefSeq and is a predicted model, not a curated record. Gene Ontology annotation, molecular function: protein binding. NCBI's taxonomy places the organism in Eukaryota, Metazoa, Chordata, Testudines, Dermochelyidae. Bases 176 to 2302 code for a protein of 708 amino acids. The transcript has 22 exons.
GCCUUCGGACGGCGCCGCGGCAGCCCCAAGGGAGGAAGGGGCGGAGCAUCACGGGCUCGUUACCGAGGCGACCAGGAGGACGCUGCUGACCCGGUAACUGCCUGGCUUCCGGCCGGGGUGAGCAGGGACCCCGCCCCCCCCAGGUUCCAGUCCUCCCCCUUAGUCAUUCUGUACCAUGAUGACUGAUGAGCUGGAGGAGGGAGAUUUGCAGAAAUUCCUGAGAGAUGUGGAUGAAAUUACCAACUUGGUUCAAGGCUUGAACUCCUCAGACCCCGCUGUCCAGGAAAAAGCCAUCUCUGAUACAGAGAAAAGACUUCAUCUCCAGGAGGUCAGAGAUGAUGGAGAAUGCAAGACCAAGUUGAACAGAACAGUUGUUAACUCACAAGAUGUGACCACGCAGAAUAUGGAGACAGUGAGACGAGACAGCUUCAUGUCAGCAUUAGAGAAAGAUGCAAAAGAACGAGCCAAAAGAAGGAAGAAAAAUGAACGUUUGGCGAAUGCCCUGAAAGAGAAGGGAAAUGAUGCAUUCAGUAAAGGAGACUAUGCCACAGCUAUCCAGCGAUACACCGAAGGGCUGGAGAAACAGAAGGAUAUGCAGGUGCUGUACACGAACAGAGCACAGGCUCACAUGAAGUUGCAGGAGUACAAGAAAGUAAUCAGUGAUUGUGAAUGGGCUUUAAAGUGCAACGAAAAAUGUAUUAAAGCCUAUUUCCAUAUGGGAAAAGCUCAUCUGGCCCUGAAGGACUACAAUGAGUCCAGGAAGUCCUAUCAGAAGAUCUUAGAAAUUGAUCCGCAGAAGGAAAGUCUAUUUAAAGACUGCAUGAAUGAAGUAGACUUACAGGAAAAAAAAGCAAAAGAGGAAGAGAGAGCUCUAGAGGAAUUUCAGUCUGGAAAGUAUACUGCUGUGUCUGUGAAAAAGCUGCUCCAGAAACUCAAUAGACCUGACCAGAAUAUCCUUUAUUAUGCAGGCGGGAUUAGAGUUUUGACUGAAUCAAUAAAAGAUUGCACUGAACAAACUUUAUUUAGAACAAACAAUGGAUUCAGUAUCAUCAGUGACCAUAAGGUCAUAAGACGGGGCCUCUCUGGAGCAAAGAAAAACACCGCUGAAGCGGAAUUGUCAAUUUCUCUUCUCAUCCUCUGGCAAGCAGUCUGUGCUGGGAAUGAGGAGAAUCAGCGAUUGUUGUUAACUCACCCUGAUGUGAAUGUGCAGCUCCCCGUGCUGCUAUCCUCUGAUGUGCCUGAUAUUCAGAAGCAGAGCUUGGCAUUGCUGUAUCUGUACUCUCAGACCGAGAAUGGAAGAAGUCUGCUGGUCAGGCACCAGAACCUAACCAAGUGGCUGCAGAUGCUGAUUGCAUUCGUCAGCGUUAUGGAUGACAGAGCUAGCUUUGCCAUGAGCCUGCUAUCUAACCUAAUCAAGGAGGAAAAGUUCAAAAUCCAGUGUCGUAUCAAACUUUCCACAAGUGUUUUGCCUCUGUUUGCACAGUUGUUGAAAACCGUCAACCAGGUGAACCAGCCAGCCCUCGCCCAGUGCAUUGGCACCAUGGGGGAGUUGUGUGCUGAUGCAGUCAUCCGACUGCAGAUGGCUGAAAACCAGGAAUGCUGGCAGGCCUGUUUAAAGCUUGUGGAUGAGUGUUGCUUCACUGGCAACUCAGCAGGAUACCAAGAGUGUUUGUUUGCAGUGCUGGGCCUGAUGAUGAACUUAUCCCUGGAAUCAAAUUUGGUCAUUCAGGAGCAUGCUGUGGAUGUUAUCAGGAGAUGUUUGUCUCUGCUUGGCAGUAAAGAUGGAAGGAUUGUAACGAGAGCCAUUGGGGUUCUAAGUCACAUCUUGCCAGUGAGCUCAAUGGCAGUAGAAGAAGCAGUGACAGGAGGUGUGGUGAAGAGAAUGCUUAGAUUCUUGAAGGCUGGUGGACAGACCACAUCCUGUUAUGCUAUAAAGACCCUUGCUGUCUGUACUCAAAGCAACAGCCAGGCUCGAGAGGACGUGGUGAAGUCAGAUAAAAAGUUUAAUGUGUUGCUGAAGCUCUUGGCCUCCGAGAACGAGAUGGUGGUGGGGAACGCUGCUUUUUGCCUCAGCAAAUGCUUUGAAGUACCUGGAGCUGCUUCAUCCCUGCUGAAUUCCAACAUUGUGAUGAUCUUAUUAAAACAUUCAGGUGGUGAAGCCAAGAAAACCUCUGUGCAAGAGAACGCGGCAGUUGCUUUAGGAAAGCUCUGCACUGCUGAGCCAAGGCAUAUUCUUCAACUGCGGGAGCUCAAUGGAAUGGCAAUCCUUAACUCUUCUAUGAAAUACGUGCAAGGUCUUUGAAUUCCCUAAAUGUUUUUGAAUAUAGGUUGUUAAUACUGUAGUAUUCUGUUUGCUGUUGCUCAUUCUUCUCUAAUAAAAAUUGUUCAAAGAGACUA